AUGGCUAAGUUUGUUCUCGCAGGAAAGGCAGAUUGUCCUCAUUAUGCCAAAGCUGAGCUUCUAGCAGAUUUACUGCAAAAAAUCCUGCCUGAUUUCCACAUUCACAAAAUCUCCAUACUGCCUAAUGCCUGGGAGAGCUGGCUUGAAGACAUUUGCUCCUCCAAUGGCUGGAAACAUGAGGGCAGCCCCAUGGUGUGGAGGGAGCUGACGGACCGUGGAGGAAAGGGCAUGCUUCUCGGAGGAUUCAGUGAUUUUCUUGAAUAUGUCCAGGGCUACUAUGGGAUCACAUCAGAUAUGAGCACGGAACUGAUGCUGAACAUCGCAGCAGAGAAUCUUCAGGCGCUGGAACUACACCAUCAGGAUGAAGAGCGUCGAAAGAAACUCCACCAAUCUUUCCACAUCUGGAUCAGCAGCGCUCUAAACCCAGUCUGCUACCAGCUCGUCCCAUUGCUCUGUACGUCUGACGUAUUCGCCAGCGUCCCCGCCAUCAGCCUCCACCUUUUGGACGUAGACGCCAGCGAAGUCUCUCUGUUGGGUCUUAAAAUGGAGGUCGAGGACAUGGCUCUGCCGCAGCUCCACGAAGUCACCGUCCACUCCGACCUGACUCAGGCGUUCCAGUCAGCUGAUUUGAUCGUUCUCCUGGACGAUCAGAGACAGAAUGAGGACAAGGAGCAGCAACUGAGCCAAGUGGUGGAAAGAUUCACUCACUAUGGAUGUCUGAUCGAGGACAACGCGCAUAAGGAUCUACGAGUGCUGGUGGCAGGAGACAUCUGCGUCAAUUUGAAGAGCGCUCUCCUGAUUGAGAACACGCCCUCGGUGGAUCCACGUCGCUUUGUGGUGAUCGCAACACAGCUGGAAGGAGAAGUGAGGACUCAGCUUGCAAUGCAGCUGUCAGUGAAAAGCCAAGAUAUCACCAAUGUCAUCAUUUGGGGAAACAUCAGUGGCCAUUUCCACAUCGAUCUACAACGAGCUCAAGUUUACGGAUAUAAAGGCGCCAUCUGGGGACCUGCAGGAUUCUCUCAGAAUGUCUUGGAGAUGGUUUAUGAUAUAAAAUGGUUGAAGAACAAAUUCCCGAGCUUGGUUAGCUCGCGUCGACAUGACAUUUCUCUCAAGACUAAAAAGCCUGCGGCGAUUUCAGCAGCCAGAGGAAUCAUGACGGCUCUGAACGCCUGGAUCAACGAUUCGUCUCCUCAGGAGAUCUUCUCAGUGGGUGUAGUCAGUACAGGCCACUUCGGUAUUCCUGCCGGUCUCGUUUUUUGCGUUCCCGUGACCUUCCAGAAGGGCGAGUGGUUGGUGUGUUCAGACAUCAUCAUCACCGAAGAGCUGGGGAGGACACUGGAGGCUGCUGUUAAUGAGAUUACAGAGGAGAAAGCCAUUGCAGAUGGAAUAAGGAUGAAAAGUUCUGUUGCCUGAAAUCCAGACAUCCCAAGUCU
Messenger RNA from Neoarius graeffei (lesser salmon catfish), 1433 nucleotides. RefSeq names its product malate dehydrogenase 1B, NAD (soluble) (gene mdh1b). NCBI's taxonomy places the organism in Eukaryota, Metazoa, Chordata, Actinopteri, Siluriformes, Ariidae. Gene Ontology annotation, biological process: malate metabolic process; oxaloacetate metabolic process; tricarboxylic acid cycle. Bases 1 to 1413 code for a protein of 470 amino acids. Gene Ontology annotation, molecular function: L-malate dehydrogenase (NAD+) activity. The record is from RefSeq and is a predicted model, not a curated record. The transcript is spliced from 9 exons.